AUGGCCGUAGCGCUGGAUGCAGUGUGGGUGCGAGUGAAAGGGGUCUGUAAGCAGAACGGCCUGCUCAUCCUCUCGGUGUUGGCCGUUGUUAUCGGAUGUCUGCUCGGCUUCUUCCUGCGCUCCAAAAACCUCUCGGAGCAGGAAGUGAAAUACUUCCAGUUUCCUGGAGAGCUGCUGAUGAGGAUGUUGAAGAUGUUGAUUUUGCCUCUGGUUGUGUCCAGUCUGAUGUCAGGUCUGGCUGCGCUGGAUGCCAAGUGCUCCAGUCGGCUGGGUCUCAUCACCGUUUCUUACUACCUGUGGACCACUUUCCUGGCCGUGGUGGUGGGGAUCGUCAUGGUGUUAAUCAUCCAUCCGGGCGGAAUGGCACAGAAAGAGGACUCUGAGGACAGCGGGAAACCCAUCAUGAGCUCGGCUGACGCUCUCCUGGAUCUCAUACGAAACAUGUUUCCAGCCAACCUCGUUCAAGCCACAUUUCAACAGUAUCGUACCAACAGUGUGCCCAUAAUGAAGACCCCCAAGACGACAGUGGCCACCAGUCUGACAGAAACCACCACUCGGCGUGCUCUCAUCUACGGGAUUCAGGACGAUAACGGGACGGACAUCCAGAACUUCCAGCUGGAUCUGACGCCGCCUCCUGACGUGGUAAUGCGGACACUUCCUGGCACCAGCGAGGGCAUGAACGUCCUGGGGAUCGUCAUUUUCUCUGCCACCAUGGGCAUAAUGUUAGGCAGGAUGGGCCCUAACGGCAGCGCUCUGGUGAACUUCUGCCAAAGUCUCAAUGAAGCAGUGCUGAAAAUCGUUGCUAUUGUCAUCUGGUACUUCCCGUUCGGCAUCGUGUUUCUGGUGGCCGGAAAGAUCCUGGAGAUGAGCGACCCAUCUGCGAUGGGGAAGAAGCUGGGCUUUUACGCCAUCACUGUGGUGAUGGGCCUCAUUCUGCACGGCCUCUUCAUCCUGCCCAGCAUGUACUUCUUCAUCACCAAGAAGAGCCCCAUCGUCUACAUCCGAGGAAUCCUGCAGGCCCUGCUCAUCUCACUGGCCACGUCCUCCAGUUCUGCCACUCUGCCUAUCACCUUCAAGUGCCUGCUGGAGAACAAUCACAUAGACCGGCGGAUCAUUCGUUUCGUGCUGCCUGUCGGAGCCACAAUCAACAUGGACGGCACUGCGCUGUAUGAGGCUGUGGCAGCCAUUUUUAUCGCCCAGGUCAACAACUACGAGCUUGACUUCGGCCAAAUCAUCACUAUCAGUAUUACAGCAACAGCAGCGAGCAUCGGUGCUGCUGGGAUCCCACAGGCCGGCCUGGUCACCAUGGUAAUAGUGUUGACAUCUGUCGGACUGCCCACUGAUGACAUUACUCUCAUUAUCGCUGUUGAUUGGGCCCUAGACCGAUUCCGCACCAUGGUCAAUGUGAUGGGAGAUGCUCUGGCCACGGGAAUCAUGGCCCAUAUCUGCAGAAAAGACUUCAUUAAAGAAGGAGAUGGGGUCCCUCUCAUCUGCGAAACAAAGCCCUUGACUAACCAGGGUUUGCCGAACUGUCAGCAGAACAAUGGUAAUUUCCAGUCCCCGCCACCAGGGGGCAAACCUGAGCACAUCCCUCCAGAUGUGGCCCGUCUCAUGCAGCUUGAGGAAGGGGUCCGUCCGCCGCCUCCCGAUCGGAAAAAGCCACCUGUACCACCACGGCACCUGAAACACAGAGACAAGGACCAUUGUGCCAUCGACAUGAACGGUCUGGAGACUAACGUAUAG
Molecule: messenger RNA, 1743 nt
Organism: Onychostoma macrolepis
Lineage: Eukaryota; Metazoa; Chordata; Actinopteri; Cypriniformes; Cyprinidae
Gene: slc1a7b
Product: solute carrier family 1 member 7b
Exons: 11
Coding region: 1-1743 (580 amino acids)
Biological process (GO): L-glutamate transmembrane transport
Cellular component (GO): plasma membrane
Molecular function (GO): L-glutamate transmembrane transporter activity; neutral L-amino acid transmembrane transporter activity; glutamate:sodium symporter activity
Source: RefSeq, a predicted model, not a curated record